Trematomus bernacchii (emerald rockcod) is the source of this 3656-nucleotide messenger RNA. RefSeq names its product lysyl oxidase homolog 4-like. NCBI's taxonomy places the organism in Eukaryota, Metazoa, Chordata, Actinopteri, Perciformes, Nototheniidae. Gene Ontology annotation, cellular component: membrane. Gene Ontology annotation, molecular function: protein-lysine 6-oxidase activity; copper ion binding. Gene Ontology annotation, biological process: peptidyl-lysine oxidation. The record is from RefSeq and is a predicted model, not a curated record.
CAAGCUCACUGCCUUCCUUUCCUCCAGAGCUCUCUCCCUUCUUUCUCCUCGUGACUCCAGGCUGAGAUCAGGAUGCUGUGCCUCAGCUCACUGUCCACACUCCUCCUCCUGCUCCUGCUCUACCCCCCUGCGCUGUCUGGCCAGGAGAUGCUUGUACGUCUGGCAGGCGUAGGUCGGCGCAAUACAAACGAGGGGCGAGUGGAGGUGUUCUACAAUGGCGCAUGGGGCACAGUGUGUGAUGACGAGGUGGACCUUAACCUGGCCAAUGUGGUGUGCCAACAGCUGGGCUACCAACGCGGCCUGACCUGGGCGCACAGUGCCAAGUUUGGCGAGGGACAAGGUCUGAUCUGGUUGGACAAUGUGCGUUGCACGGGCACAGAGCUCUCCAUUGCAGACUGUCCCUCCAAUGGUUGGGGCAUCAACGACUGCAGCCACGCUGAGGACCUGGGGGUCAUUUGCAGCCCAGACAGGAGACCUGGCUCCCCCGCCGUCACAGUAGAGGAGGCUCCUUCAUCCCCUAGGCAGCAGCCAAACCAGCCAAGACAGAGAAACCCACCACCGCAACCACAACAGUCAAAUCCUCCCCCAGCCCUCAUCUCCUCGUCCCCUGGAAGGGGUCAUGAGAUCGCCCUUCAUCGUAACCCUACUUCUUCUCGUCGAAGCAACCUCACACCACAGGAAAAUGGCCAUGAGAUCCAGAUCCUGAGAAGGAAUCGAGGCGGUUCCAGAGCAAACCAACAAGCCAUGCCACAAGGGCACGAGCUGCCUUCGCGUCUGAUAAACGGCCAAUCCUACAGGCAGAGACAGGAGACAGAGAGGAACAGUCCCGCAGCCGUGAGACGAGGAGCAGAGAUCCAGCCCCAGCCCCAGCCGAGGAAUGUCAGACAGCAGCAGCUCAGUGGGAACCAUGUCGAACCAGAGCCUGUUUAUCCUGACGUUGGACUGGAGACUGAUGUGCACUACACACAGGGAUCUGACAGGGUUCACUUAGAGGAGGCCCGUCUUCGGCCUGUGCUGGCCAAAAACCAUGGUGAUCUGGUGACGGAAGGAGUGUUGGAAGUGAAGCAUGCUGGGAGGUGGCGUCAUGUGUGUAACCAGGGCUGGGACCUCAGCAGCAGCCGUGUCGUCUGUGGCAUGUUAGGAUUCCCUGCGGCAGAAGCGUUUGACCAGAACGCCUACAGGAAAAUCUGGGACUCCAAGAUAGCUGAUCCAUCCUCCAGGCUGAGAACACUGAUCGGUAAGAAGGCCUACUGGGUGGAGAAGGUGCAGUGUCAGGGUGUGGAGGUCUCUCUGUCUCAGUGUAAGGCCCAGCUGUCCCUCCCCAGGAAUAAUGUCCCAUGCAACAAUGGCAUCCACGCUGUAGUCCGCUGUGUCCCAGGAACCCAGUUCACCCGCUAUGGCAGAGCGCCUGCACCACCCGCCGUGCCGCCCAUGGUGCGUCUGAAGGCGGGGCCCCGUAUUGGGGAAGGCCGUGUUGAGGUGCUCAAGGAGGGCAAGUGGGGCACGGUGUGUGACCACCUGUGGGACAUCGCUGCAGCCAGCGUGGUCUGCAGAGAGCUGGGCUUCGGGACGGCCAAAGAGGCGCUCAACAGCGCGCAGCUUGGACAGGGUACCGGACCCAUCCACAUGAACAGUGUGCAGUGUACAGGCCGGGAGAAGUCCAUUACUGAGUGUACCUACAGAGAGGUGCCUCUCUACACCUGCAAACACACUCAGGAUGUAGCGGUGCGCUGCAACGUGCCGAACACUGGCAUGCAAGCCUCGGUGCGUCUGGCAGGAGGCAGAGAGCCAUCUGAGGGCCGUGUGGAGGUGCUGAUGGAGGUCGGAGGGGUGAAGCGCUGGGGCUCCAUCUGCAGUGAGAACUGGGGCAUCAACGAGGCCAUGAUGGUCUGUCGACAGCUCGGCCUGGGCUUCGCUGCCACUGCUCUUCAGGAGACCUGGUACUGGCCUGGCUCUGCAGAUGCCGGCGAGGUGAUUCUGAGUGGAAGUCACUGCAUCGGCAAUGAGAUGUCCAUCCAGCAUUGUCGCAGGAACACAAAUGUCUACUGUCCCAGAGGAGGAGACGGCAGGGCCGCAGGAGUCACAUGUGUAGAAACUGCUCCCGACCUGGUCCUGGAUGCUCAGCUGGUCCAGGAGACGGCCUACCUGGAGGACCGCCCCAUCCACCUGCUGACCUGCGCCAAUGAGGAGAACUGCCUGUCGUCCUCUGCCGCCAGAAUGACCUGGCCCUACGGACACCGCCGCCUGCUGCGCUUCUCCUCCCGCAUCAUGAACAUGGGCCGCGCCGACUUCAGGCCCAAGGCCACCAGAGAGAGCUGGACAUGGCACCAGUGUCACAGGCAUUACCACAGCAUUGAGGUGUUCACCCACUAUGACCUGCUGACGCUCAACGGGACCAAGGUCGCCGAAGGUCACAAGGCCAGCUUCUGUCUGGAGGACACAUACUGCCCUGAAGGAACACACAAGCGGUACUCCUGCUAUAACAUGGGACAGCAGGGUAUCUCAGUUGGCUGCUGGGACACAUACCGCCACGAUAUCGACUGCCAGUGGAUCGAUGUCACAGACAUACGACCUGGUGAAUACAUCUUCCAGGUGGAGGUUAACCCUUCCUUAGACAUGGCUGAGUCUGAUUUCCAGAACAACGUGAUGCGCUGUCGGUGCAAGUACGAUGGAGCUCGAGUUUACAUGUUUGGAUGCCAUGCAGGCGAUGCUUACAGCCCCGAGGUGGAGGACUUGUUUGACCAUCAACGUCAGAUCUCCAACAACUUCCUGUGAAUAAGGAACAAGCAUAUUUAAGUACAUAAUAACAGUGCUCACCACACUUCAACAUGUCAGUGGAAGUAGGUGAAAUGACAAUGACAUGCCAGUUAAUAAGUGGAUGGUGGGAAACUGGGAUAUUAUGGGAGAGACUACAUGAAAAAAUGGCCAAUAAGGAUCCUGUUACUGAUCUGUUCCUGUUUGAAGGUCAAUGAAAUUAAAGGAGACAUAUAGAAAGAGGAAAAGUAGAUAAAGACCAAAGAAGGCACAAGAACCAUCUCACCAUGACAAACAUAGACUAGUUUACAAUUUGAUUUGACUUUGUUUUGAAUUUUGUAACAAGUUUAAUACCUUGAUCAAAACAUAACCACAGUUUAGAAAGGUAUGCCAUCAAGCCAUAUGAGAACAACACGUCCUUAACUUUUACAGUAAACCGCCAGGCUGUCCUUUAUAUAAUAUCAAACCAGGUAACGACAAAACUCUGUACAUGCUUCCUGUGCUUUCACUGUUCACAUUACUAAUGCAGUAUUUACUGUCACAACUGUAUGGUUUUUGUUUUUUUUAAUCAUUUUUUUGUUUCAUGGUGCUAUUUCGCCUUAUUUGAAUAAAUAUUGUAAUGUAUUGCAAAUGUAUUGUCAUGUACAGUUUUAUAUUACUUCUUUGGAAUAUUGUUCUUUAGGUCUCUAAUUUAUGUAGAAUUGUAAUGUACUUGAGCUGAAACUUGUCCCUGUGUGGCUGUGUUUUGUAAAUGUCAUUUUACCAGGACAAAUAUGUUCAAUUGUUUGUUUUUUACCUGUUUAACAUCGGUAACAUCAGAUGGGAUGUUCCACAGUAUUGCGCCUUUAACCGUACAGUACUUGAUAAUGGUAGUGAAAGAAUAAACGUCAAAUUGACAAACU